AUGCUGUAUGCCAUGAUUUUAAUUGUAUUUCUAUCGACAUCAUCUAUUUCAGUGUCAUCAUUACAAUGUUAUUCAUGUAAACACUUUUUCGUAGUUAAUUAUCUUGUGACAAGUGAUACAGUUCCUUCAUUUUCUGACUGUCCAUUGAUUAAUGCUACACGAUGUGCAAUUAUUGUUACUUGGGAUCUAAAUAACAAUGAUACUGUUCUCCUAAUAAAUAAUGAAAAUGUUCUCUCGACAAAAGAUACUUUGGAAGAUUCCAUUGCAGUUAUGGCUUACAUGGAACGUGUACCCGAUCAAGAGAUUCCAAUAGUAGCACAUUACCUUCAAUUUGUAUGUAUGUCAUCAGAGAAAUGUAAUAGUGAACUAAGUUUGAAAAAAAUUCUGCAUUCACUCAUUAUCAAAGAUAGAUUUGUUCAAGAAUUAACUUCAUUAAUUCAGACUGUUUCUCCAUUUGUUCCACAGUCUGCAGCGUGCCGUGAGUUAAAUAAUUUCACAAUUGAAUGUCCUCCAACAGAUCUCGAUGCUUGCGAACGAUGUCAAAUACUUGUUGAUAAAUGGCCUUCAGCCAGUGUAGAAUUGUGUGCAACUUGUCCUCGUACUACUCCCAAUGGAAAUUUAAUAGCACGUUCUACCAUAUUUGUCCUAAACAAUCGAACACAACUUGAUGAUCAUGUUCAACUUGAUUGUCAACUCAAAGGAUGUAACUCAGUCGAUAAUAUCAAUCGAAUUUAUAAAACUAGCAAAAUUACAUUCGACUUUGGCAAGUUUUUUAAUCUCUCAUCGAACAAGAUUGUCUAA
Molecule: messenger RNA, 801 nt
Organism: Rotaria sp. Silwood1
Lineage: Eukaryota; Metazoa; Rotifera; Eurotatoria; Philodinida; Philodinidae
Source: the annotation of a GenBank genome assembly